Molecule: messenger RNA, 2677 nt
Organism: Piliocolobus tephrosceles (Ugandan red Colobus)
Lineage: Eukaryota; Metazoa; Chordata; Mammalia; Primates; Cercopithecidae
Gene: SLC35A3
Product: solute carrier family 35 member A3
Exons: 8
Coding region: 454-1698 (414 amino acids)
Biological process (GO): pyrimidine nucleotide-sugar transmembrane transport
Cellular component (GO): Golgi membrane
Molecular function (GO): pyrimidine nucleotide-sugar transmembrane transporter activity
Source: RefSeq, a predicted model, not a curated record
CACCAGGCCCAUUGGUGGUAUGGCUCUGGGUUUCCCUCAGUCUCAAGAUCUCAGUCAGGGUGGGAGAAGUGGAAGAACAAGCCUUCUUGCAGACCACUGGUUGAUUGGCAGCCUUUGCCAUAGCUAAUCUGGUUUGUUUUCCGGUCAGUGACAGUCACUUUUAGGAGCCGGUUCGUUUGCUUUCAAAAUCCAUCUCCCCGUUCCUCUCAGGGUUCUUUGCCCCAAAGGACUUUGCCCUUUUCGCAGUGGACACCUUCGCACCCUCUGCAGACAGACAGUCCCGCAGAGGCCCUCGACGAGUGUCACUCCAUCUGUCUCGCGCUCCCAAGAGAGGUGUAGCAGAAAGCAGUGCCCCAGGCCUCCACGCGACGGUGAAGCAGGAACCAGGGGCUGCCAGCAGGGCAGCCCAGGUGUGUCGCCUUAGGGACGGAGCUGCCAAGUGCCGAGCUGGGGAUGCCAGAGCCGAGCCGGGAACGGCAUUUGCCAGAGCCGAGGCGGAAGCCGGAGCAUUUGGGGGACGGGACCGCGGGAACCCGGAAACGCCUGGGCUGCACCGAGCUGGCGGUGGCUACGGCGACGGGAGACGGCGGCGCUGCGGGUCAGCGGUCGCGUUGGACCCAGCGGACUCGGCAGCCUGGGGCGCCCGGCGGAGCUGAACCGCGGCUCCCGGUGGUGGGCUCAGCGGGUCGAGCUGCGCGGGAGGCAAAUGAAGAUAAAACAAUGUCCGCCAACCUAAAAUACCUUUCCCUGGGAAUUUUGGUCUUUCAGACUACCAGUUUGGUUCUAACAAUGCGUUAUUCUAGAACUUUAAAAGAAGAAGGACCUCGUUAUCUAUCUUCAACAGCAGUGGUUGUUGCUGAACUUUUGAAGAUAAUGGCCUGCAUUUUAUUAGUCUACAAAGAGAGCAAAUGUAGUCUAAGAGCACUGAAUCGAGUACUACAUGAUGAAAUUCUUAAUAAACCUAUGGAAACACUUAAACUUGCUAUUCCAUCAGGGAUCUAUACUCUUCAGAAUAAUUUACUGUAUGUGGCACUAUCAAAUCUAGAUGCAGCUACUUAUCAGGUCACGUAUCAGUUGAAAAUUCUUACAACAGCAUUAUUUUCUGUGUCAAUGCUUAGUAAAAAAUUGGGUGUAUACCAGUGGCUGUCCCUAGUAAUUUUGAUGACAGGAGUUGCUUUUGUACAGUGGCCCUCAGAUUCUCAGCUUGACUCUAAGGAACUUUCAGCUGGUUCUCAGUUUGUAGGACUCAUGGCAGUUCUCACAGCAUGUUUUUCAAGUGGCUUUGCUGGGGUUUACUUUGAGAAAAUCUUAAAAGAAACAAAACAAUCAGUUUGGAUAAGGAAUAUUCAGCUUGGUUUCUUUGGAAGUAUAUUUGGAUUAAUGGGUGUAUACAUUUAUGAUGGAGAACUGGUAUCAAAGAAUGGAUUUUUUCAGGGAUAUAACCGACUGACCUGGAUAGUAGUUGUUCUUCAGGCACUUGGAGGCCUUGUAAUAGCUGCUGUUAUUAAGUAUGCAGAUAAUAUUUUAAAAGGAUUUGCAACUUCUUUAUCGAUAAUAUUAUCAACAUUGAUCUCCUAUUUUUGGCUUCAAGAUUUUGUGCCAACCAGUGUCUUUUUCCUUGGAGCCAUCCUUGUAAUAACAGCUACUUUUUUAUAUGGUUAUGAUCCCAAACCUGCAGGAAAUCCCACUAAAGCAUAGUUGUAUACUAUCUUUAACUGGUUUUUCAUGAUGGUGCCCUAGGAAUCUCGACAUUAAUCUUGCACAGAGGACUUCUACAGAGUCUGUGAAGAUAUCAUCAUGCUGAAUCUGAUCAUACUGUUUUUUUAAAAGUUUAAGGAUAAAAUAUGUGUAUAUGUAACAAAACACAUUGCAUCUAGAAAUCAAAACUUGAAAGUAUUUCCAGGGAUUAGAAUUAGAAGGAAUAUUAGAGAAAACUUGAAAUCUGAGUUUAAAAAGAUUUUACCUUUUUGAUUGCUGCAGAAAUGUCCUAUGCACUCUUUGCAAGAGCACACAACAAAUGUCAGAUACCAAUUUUUGCAAAUUAGAUUUAAUGUUAUUAAAUGUUUUUAUCUUACUCUUUCUGUACAGAUAUAUCAAAUCACAUGAAAUAUUUAAAGUUUGAAAAUUAUAAUUAUCUAUAAAGCUGUGAAAAAAUAGAAGUAUAAUUUGAAAAAACAUUUCACUUAUCAGAGAUUUUUAUAUUUAUACAAAAGAUUACUAAAUGAAGGAUGGCGAAAUGUUUUUUGUUCAAUUACAUAAAAAUUAAUAAAGUAAUAUUCUGGGUCUGAUUUGUCAGAAAAUAAAUGUCAUAUCUAAAUUUAAUGUAGAGAUACAUACUAUUUCUCCAUAUGAAUUUUAAGAUAUUUUAGUGCUUCAAGACUGCUGAAAGCAAUCCAGUUGCUCCUGUGCUAGCCAGAGAAUUUUAUAGUAACGGGAGGUUAGCCCCUAAUCUCUUCAUUGUAUUUCAUUUCUGUAAAUCAGAUUAAAUCCUUAAUAUUAUUUUAAAUUAAAAUUUGUAAUUGCCAUUAAAUUUUCAAAAUGUAAUUUAAAAGGAUUAAAUACUCCUUUAAUAAUUUGAAAUAAUUAUUGUACCAUAUCUACAUUUGGAGAGUUUUGAAUUAUCAAGCAUAUACUGUAUAUAGUUAGAAAGUUAUUAAAUGAACAUUUUACUCAUUGA